Molecule: messenger RNA, 4013 nt
Organism: Felis catus (domestic cat)
Lineage: Eukaryota; Metazoa; Chordata; Mammalia; Carnivora; Felidae
Exons: 3
Coding region: 854-1588 (244 amino acids)
Source: RefSeq, a predicted model, not a curated record
UUCUGAGCACUUAUUGUGUGCCAGACCCUGUGCUAGGCACUCAGAAACAGAAGUGGUUCCAGCCCUCAGGAAGCUUAUAGCCAAAAUGAUCCAGGUCCAAUUAAGUACCUGAAAUCCGACCUUUGUGCCAACAGAUGCAGAAAGGGGUGUUACUUCCGGCCCUCCCACCCAUAUCCUGAACAAACUCGGUAACCUGCUCGGUUCGGCAAACUCUCAUUCCCCAUGGGGUAUUUACGUAUAUAAUUUUAGCCACCAGAGGGCAGUCACACUUAAAAAACACUUCCAAAGGGGAAGAAAAAAGACCCACCCAUUCCUUGAAAGGCCAUGGAGAGGGGUGGGGGGUUCCUGGACUAGAGUCAAUCGACAUUGUGGGACUCACUCCAAUGGGGACAUAGCCCAGCACCCAAACUACUCUUCCACUUCAGGCCUCAGGGUCACACCAAUUUAGCCCGAGGCUCUGGUCCCUUGAGUGGAGGAUGAUGUAAUGGAAACUGACAUGGACCAUAAUGAAGUAGCUCAGAGGGUCUGCCAAAUCAAACACUUCAGAAGUUAACUGCAUAGGAACCCCUACUGGGAGGGGCCUAGGGCACCCACACACCCACCACCCUUCAAGUCCUCACUGAAGAGAGUCAUUCAGUGAGUAUGUAUUGAGCAGUAUAUAUUCAACAACCAGCCCUGUAUGGGCAGGGGAAAAAUAGACUUGUUCUGACUCCAAAGAGGGGUCUCGCUUUGCACAAUACUAUGAGAAGGCAGGAAGGACAGCCCCACGGCCAAGAGCGUCCAGUUAGGAUGCCCCUCCUCUCUGUUCCAGGAGAAGCACGCAGGAGGCCACCCAAGACAGUAGCCUCUCCAGAUGCAGCAUGCAGCCCUUAUCCUCGGGGUCCUGCCAGUGAAGGUUGUGCUUCCAGAAAACCCAGGCCUUCUCUUUCCUAGCCUAGGUGUGGCCAUUUGGAGAAUGUUCUAUCAUUCUCAAGACUGGAUGGUGACCUGUCCUCAUGGCAGCCUGGCACAGCCCCAGAAGGGGAAUUCUUCAGCCACCAGACGUCCCCUUCCAGACACUGAAGGCCCCAGUAAGGCAAACUGUAUCCUUCGCUCAAGGAAGAUGGAGAAUAGAAGUGUUGUUCAAGGCCAAGCCCCAGGCAUGAGAGGGUUCAUCCAGAGUCCUGUGUCUGAGGACAGGAGGGAAGCGGAAGAGGCAUGCAGCCGAAGCAGAAAUGUGGGCCAAGAAGAUGUGAGCCGGGACACAACGCAGGAGCGGAGGGUAAAGAAGAUGCAGCCAAAGAAUGGAGGGAGGAAAGAAAAGAGGGAACAGUGGUGGGGAGGGGAAGACAAGACAAAUGUGAUUGGUCCCUGUUUGGGGGAGAGAUAUAAGCCCAGCAGGGGCACCCUUGAGCAUCUGGGGACCCUCUGCAGAGCUCCUGAUAUUGGCUGGGGUGAACCCUCAGUGUCACUGCCUUGUCUGCCACUAGAAUCUGACAGGCUGGCCGGCAGGCACAGGGGAGCCUUGGCAGUGACGGGACAUCCCCACCCCCUGGUAGCCAGGGGCAACCUCUUUGGGGCCUUCCAGGAAGAUAAGCUGCCUUCUUAGUGUUUCUGGCUCUUCUAGUUCAACAACAUAGACUUAGGGUUUCUGGCUGAAAACACACGUCUCCCAAGAGGCAGAUUCAUGGCAUAUGGUCAUACAAAAGGAUCGUCACCCGCCAGAGUGAAGGCAAGCUCCCUGCAGUCCCUGUGGCCAGUUUGGGGCACGGUUGCCACCCUUACGCCAAAGGGUUGGGUGAGGAAACAGGCUCUUGAAGCUUCUGAGGUUUACAAAGGCCUGAAACAUCCCAUGUUUGUAUCCUGUUUACACUGUGCGCCCACUGUCAGCCCACCGCAGAGCGGGACUCUCCCCGUACAACACUGACCUUUCCCUCCCUGACUUCUUUUAGUACGAAUAAUCAAUAGCCCAGAUUUAUCUCUCAACUCUCUUCUUAAUAUUCUUUCCCUUUGAGUUAUUAUUGUCUUCUUUAAUUGUAAAUGCUAGAGCUUCUUGGUUCCUGGUAUACGAGGACUGAGAAAACAGUUGGGGCUGGGGCUUGGUCAGAACACAUAGAUGAAUGUGUGUUAGAUUGGUCCUCCCAGGCUGUCAGAUUGUUGUGACUUGAGAAUUCUGAAGAACCUGGCUAACCAAGAAUAUCUCCCUCCUCCCAGCUGACCUGCCUAGAUGUCUGAAAUUCCUAUCUUUUAUGUCAUUCCCUGAUGACUUCUAGAGAAGUGUUUAUUUUAGUUGGACAAAAUGCUAUUACCUGGGAGAGGCAGUGUGUUAGUCAGCUAUCACCCUAGUAAGAAUUGGGUUGCUUAAUUAAUUUUUGUUACGAUGUGGAGACUAGAAGCCUUAGAAAUGGAGUCCUAGGCCAGGAUGUUUUGGGUGUCAGAGGUGGGGAAGAGAGAGGUAAAGAAGGCUACAGUUCUGGGGCCUUGAGUGGUGACAGGUGACAGCACUGACUGGGUCAAGGAGGGUCCUGGAUGUAGUGAGAAAAGACACACCAAAGAGAAACUGGUUUUACAGUUUGCCUUAGGUAAGGCCACCUUGUACAUCCCAUAAGCAAGGUCUUAGGUCUCUGAAGGCAGGGACUGGCCGGUGUAUAUCUUGUACAUCCUUCAGACUGACCCACAAUACAUGGGUGUGUGUUCUCUUAGGUGACAGAAUGGAGCCAGCUGUGCACACAUAGUUCACUCAGUGAGGCCUCCCCAUCACCCCAGGGAGGGAUCUUGAGCUGCCUCCCCGGGGAGUUGGUCUUUUGCUCUUCUGGGGACUUGAAGGACUCAUGGCAAAAACCACAAGUGGAAUUAAAAGCCGGAGCAGCUCUACUAAGUGCAUUAAGGGACACAUUUCUCCAAAAAGCAAAAUUAGUAAAACAGAAACCAAAGCCUGUUUUCUGCAAAAUAAAAGGGUGCUCUCUCAGGCCCCCUUCUUGGCCCGGUGGUUACUCGUGGUUCCCAGUAAAUGACAGUUGCUCCAGAGGAGGGAGUCCUUUGGAAGCUGCCUGGUUUCCUGCAUCCCUGGGUCUGGCCCGUCUGGCUGGCGAGGGCCCUCCCAGCCUGCUCCCCUACAUGGGUUCGGUAAACCUCUGCUUUGUCUUUCCCCCAGGGGCCCGUCCUGUUUCCCAAAGCCCGGUGCCUUUGCACUGACUCCUCAAGAGAGGAGUCACAUGAGAUCCUCUGCUUCAUUUAAUUUUAGGUUAUUGUUGCUGCUGUCAGUCUAUUGAAGUACUUUAAUGAAUGCUCGUAUUGUUCUCAGGCUGGAGCCUUUUUCAAGUGAUCAGCACAUUAUAAAACACAAUAAUGAGUCUAAUUCCCACCCCCCCCCCAACACACACACGCGCGCGCACACACACACACAAUGGCAUCGCUAAGGCCCCCAGAUAUAUGCGGUGGUGAAGAGUCUGGGGCAGCAGAGCUGGGUUUGGUCCUGACUCUCCUGUCCAGUGCUGGUGACCUGAGGCAAGUCAUUCAUUCAUUCAUUCAUUCAUUCAUUUAUUCAUUCAUUCACUCACUCAUUACUGAAUGUGUGAUGAGCAAUUAUUCAGUAUCUCCUUGUGUCAUAUAAUCUCUGCAAAAUGUUAAUAAUACCUGCUCUUACUUUCCUGAUACCUUUCCUGACUGUUUAGAAGAGCUAAUGAGGGACGCCUGGGUGGCUCAGUCGGUUAAGUGGCCGACUUCGGCUCAGGUCAGGAUCUCGCAGACCGUGAGUUCGAGCCCCGUGUCGGGCUCCGUGCUGACAGCUCAGAGCCUGGAGCCUGUUUCAGAUUCUGUGUCUCCCUCUUUCUGACCCUCCCUUGUUCAUGCUCUGUCUCUCUCUGUCUCAAAAACAAAUAAACGUUAAAAAAUUAAAAAAAAAGAAGAGCUAAUGAAAUCAUAGUGUUCAAGGUAAACUGCACAUACAUAUGUUGUUUCGGCAAAAAGAUGAACACAAGGGGCGCCUGGGGGGUUCAGUUGGUUAAGCGUCUGACUUCGGCUCAGGUCACAAU